This is a messenger RNA of Parastagonospora nodorum SN15, 813 nucleotides long. RefSeq lists its product as hypothetical. Lineage: Eukaryota; Fungi; Ascomycota; Dothideomycetes; Pleosporales; Phaeosphaeriaceae. The transcript is spliced from 4 exons. Gene Ontology annotation, cellular component: ribosome; cytosolic small ribosomal subunit. Bases 1 to 582 code for a protein of 193 amino acids. The record is from RefSeq and is a predicted model, not a curated record. Gene Ontology annotation, molecular function: structural constituent of ribosome; RNA binding. Gene Ontology annotation, biological process: maturation of SSU-rRNA from tricistronic rRNA transcript (SSU-rRNA, 5.8S rRNA, LSU-rRNA); translation.
AUGGCCGCAUGCACGCGGGGGUCGCUAGCGCGGGUGGUCCGAGCGGCACUCUCAAUUUCGCAUCUCGGUGAACCGAGCAACUUCACGACGACGAGACAACCCGCAACCUCACGCCCACCUCCACACGCACGCAUACUAACACAGUCGCCCAUCAUGGCUUCCCAGAGCGUGCAAUGCUUCGGCAAGAAGAAGACCGCGACUGCUGUCGCCCACUGCAAGGCCGGAAAGGGUCUCAUCAAGGUCAACGGAAAGCCUCUUUCCCUGGUCCAGCCCGAGAUCUUGCGAUUCAAGGUCUACGAGCCUGUCCUGAUCCUCGGUGUUGACAAGUUCGCUGACGUCGACAUCCGCGUCCGCGUCUCCGGCGGUGGACACACCUCGCAAAUCUACGCCAUCCGCCAAGCCAUUGCCAAAUCCAUCAUCGCCUACUACCAAAAGUACGUCGACGAGCACUCGAAGAACCAGCUCAAGCAAGCUCUCGUCCAGUACGACCGCACACUGCUCGUCGCCGACAACAGGCGGUGCGAGCCCAAGAAGUUCGGCGGUCCAGGUGCGCGCGCCAGGUACCAGAAGUCUUACCGUUAAGCGGUUCGCAAGGGACUUGCUGGUUUGGCAAAGGGUGUAUGGGGAGCAUGGAGCGGUGUUCAUCCGGGGCUUUUUCAUGGGUCUUACUACUACUCUCCUGCGCAUUCGAGGUUACGUGACAUGGUGCUCUGCGGGUUAUUGCGGGCAGCCUGAAUGGAUCGGAUCUCGGAGCUUGUGACGAUAAAAAUGAAUCAAUUGGUUGCAAGACAAGGAAUGCAUGGGCGUGGGAGU